UACGCUCGCUACUACUGAAGGAGGCUGAAUGCUUUACUUUCAGGUCUCAUUGGUUUAUGCAGAGAAAACCUUUGGAGUUCCAGUGUUUUAUUUUCAAGACAUAGCUACUGUAAAGCUGUUGUGCAUUGUCUUAUUUCGGCAUCACGCUUCGUUUUGAUACCUGUUCGGUAAAGAGCAAGAAGACACACGUUUAUAAUCAUCAUCCAAUGCUUGAAGUUGGCUGAACAUUGCAGCUAUUGCAUACUUUUGCGCGUUGCAGAAAGCCUGCCAGAGGAUACGGUAAACACAAUGGAAAAUACCAUAUUAAAUGAAAAAGCCUUGUGGUCUUUCAACGAAUCCUGGAGGAACUUAACCCUUGGCAAUGAAGCCACCAGAGGAAACCGGACGAAUCCCCUUAAACGGAAUGAAGAGGUGGCUAAAGUGGAGGUGACUGUACUUGCCCUGGUCCUGUUCCUGGCGUUGGCCGGAAAUCUGUGUGUCCUGGUGGCCAUCCACACCACCAAGCACUCUCAGUCCCGAAUGUACUACUUCAUGAAACACCUCAGCAUCGCGGAUCUGGUUGUGGCAAUAUUUCAGGUCCUGCCACAACUAAUCUGGGACAUUACUUUCCGUUUCUAUGGACCCGAUAUCUUGUGCAGGUUGGUGAAAUACUUUCAGAUCGUCGGAAUGUUCGCUUCCACGUAUAUGCUUGUUUUGAUGUCCAUAGACAGGUGCUUGGCGAUAUGUCAGCCGCUUCGGUCUCUGCACAAAAGAAAAGACCGGGUCUAUGUGAUUAUCUCCUGGGUCCUUAGUCUGUUGUUCAGCAGCCCACAGGUGUACAUAUUUUCUCUGAAGGACGUUGGAGCUGGAGUGUAUGAUUGUUGGGGAGACUUCGUGGAGCCCUGGGGUGCCAAAGCGUAUAUAACUUGGAUUAGCCUCACCAUCUACAUUAUACCCGUGGCCAUAUUGAGCCUUUGUUAUGGACUAAUAAGCUUUAAGAUAUGGAAAAACUUUAGAAUGAAAACCAAGAGAGACCAGUGCAUAAACCUCACCCCAAAGACAUCGAAAGGCCAUACGCUCGCACGCGUAAGCAGUGUAAAGCUAAUCUCCAAAGCGAAGAUUACCACCGUUAAAAUGACAUUUGUCAUAGUUCUAGCUUAUAUCGUUUGCUGGACACCUUUUUUCACCGUGCAGAUGUGGACGGCUUGGGAUCCAAUGGCGCCCCGUGAAGCCAUGCCCUUCAUCAUCUCCAUGCUGCUGGCCAGUCUGAACAGCUGCUGUAACCCUUGGAUCUACAUGUGCUUUGCAGGCCACCUGUUCUCAGACCUGAGGCAGAACUUCCUAUGCUGCUCGGCUCGCUACCUCAAGUCCUCCCAGUGCCACUGCGAGCGUGACCCUGAUUCUAGUCGUAAGAGCAACUCCUCCACUUACGUCGUUAAAAGCACCAGCAGCCAGAGGAGCAUCACACAGAACACCACAUGAGAUGCUUCACCCCAAACUCAGUCAUAACCAUCUCCUACUUUUGUCCAGCUCCGGAGGAGACUUACUUAAACUAUUGCACUGCUUUUUAUAUAUUAUACUUGUUUAUAAAAUAUUUUGGUCAAGAAAAAUAUGAAUGAUUGUUAUAGGGAUUAAACAGUUAUAUACUGUAUGGAGACAUUUUGUUGAAUGGCUUCUCUCACCGCCAAAUGUCCUGUCGCAGUUCACAGUCGAACAUUGCUUAUCUUUGUUCUCAGACUUAUUUAUACAUUUGGUCUGGGACGAACAGGAGGUGGUGAAGGGAAAAUUAUUGUCUUUCAUUCCCAACCUAAAAGACCAAAUUAUAAUUUUUCACUCCUCACAAUGUACUGGUGAAUAGGCCUCCCAUUAUGGUUUGGCUUGUGAAUUCGGACCAAAACAGAGGAACUUGUUUUAUUAAUAAAUUGUUUCAUCCAGAAGCUACUCUCCUGUUAUAUUGUUUUACACAUGUUGACAUAGAAUAUUUCAUGAGACAUGUUGCCCAUGUCUGCAGCAUUGCACCAUGCAUUCGGUCACAUAAAGUAUGUUUAAUCUAUAAAACAGUUUGUAAAAUUUCACAAGCAACUAUAGCCAGUUUGUUUUCUUCCCUCUAGGGAGAAAACAAAAAUACAAAUGUGUUUCUGAUUCUGGAUUUUGGGAAAAAACAGUUUUAGUUAAUUAUGGUGAAUAUACUUUGUGGCCUGGUGUCUUCUUAUUCUGAAAUAUACAUUUCAAACACUCAGAACACUCAGUUUUUUCUAUUAAUCCUGCUUUUAUCUGUCGGGAUGAAUCAAUGCAUUUAUUUAAUAUACUUGAAACACUGUUCCUGGUACACAUCACAAAUGGCAGUAUUAAAAGAAAGGCUUUUUCUACAGUUUUCUAAUUUGGAUUCUCCAUUUAUUGUAGAAGUCUUGGUUUUCAACUUGUCCUUAAAUCUACUGAAUGUUUCUUUGCCUUAUUUACAUUUGGUGUUGUAUUUUG
Messenger RNA from Esox lucius (northern pike), 2457 nucleotides. RefSeq names its product oxytocin receptor (gene oxtra). The transcript has 3 exons. Bases 289 to 1461 code for a protein of 390 amino acids. Lineage: Eukaryota; Metazoa; Chordata; Actinopteri; Esociformes; Esocidae. Gene Ontology annotation, biological process: positive regulation of vasoconstriction; G protein-coupled receptor signaling pathway; female pregnancy. Gene Ontology annotation, molecular function: oxytocin receptor activity; peptide binding; vasopressin receptor activity. Gene Ontology annotation, cellular component: membrane. The record is from RefSeq and is a predicted model, not a curated record.